Cheilinus undulatus (humphead wrasse) is the source of this 4659-nucleotide messenger RNA. It is a transcript of the gene mettl9, whose product is annotated as methyltransferase like 9. Lineage: Eukaryota; Metazoa; Chordata; Actinopteri; Labriformes; Labridae. The transcript has 5 exons. The coding region runs from base 462 to 1454 and encodes 330 amino acids. Gene Ontology annotation, molecular function: protein-L-histidine N-pros-methyltransferase activity. The record is from RefSeq and is a predicted model, not a curated record.
AAAAUAGAGUACAUUUACGUCUUUAUUCUUGUAAAAUUAUGAAUUUUAGGUACAGUUAAAUCACCAUAGCUCGUAAUUCUUGUCUUUGUGCAGAAUCUUUGUAGCAGUGAAAUAUUUCCGGGGACACAUUUCUCUGUGACUCAGGAAGUCAUGCGGAUGUGUCUUUUUGUCGUCAAAAUGGGCUGACAGAACUCAGGAUUUAGAGAUAAACAUAAAUAUUUGUCAACAGUGAUAGAACAAUGGAGUCAAAGAUGGAGAGUAAAUAGCAGCAGGUUGGGUUAAACCCUCCACACCCGCAGGUUUGUUUGAUUUAGAGCCAUCAUGGCGUGUCGUGUUGGUUUACAGUUGGCUGCCAUCAUUACCACCUCCUUCUUCUUCUUUGUCAUCUAAUAUUAACCACAGCUCAGUAUCCACACUGCUGCUGGUCUCUGGUUCUUCUUCUCAGCCUGUUCUUCGUUAUUAUGUUUCAUCUGCAGCUCAGGACUUUGAUUUUUGUAGCCUGGGUGAUCGGAUAUAUCGCCUUCCUGCUCUCCAUCAGGAGGAUGUGGACGGGGAAGUAUGUCCGCAGUCCGCUGGUCCGCUCUCUUUUUGUCAACAUGGUAACUGAGAGCGAGGCUGCUAAGAUCGACACUCAGGAGUGGUAUCGGUGCUGUCCUGAUCUGCUCGGUGAAUCCGUCCAGCCGCUGUUCGUCCAGAGUCACCUUGACUCGGGUACUAAAGCUUUCCUUAAGAGGAGCGUAGAGAAGUCUGGCUGGGUGCUCACUCAGCUUUAUCACUCUUUUGUCUCCACCGUCCUCAGCCCUUUGGUGUCUCGAACCUCCAUCAACGGGUUUCUGGGUCGCGGCUCCAUGUUUGUGUUCUCUCAGGAGCAGUUCAGACGGCUGCUUCGUAUCAGCCCUGAGUGGAGAGCAGAGAGACUGCUGGACCUUGGAGCCGGGGAUGGAGGUGUCACCGAGGUGAUGGGAGCUCAUUUUAAAGAAGUCUAUGCAACAGAAGUCUCUCCACCGAUGAAGUGGCAUCUGCAGAGGAGAAACUACAAACUGCUGGGUAUCGAUGAGUGGCAGCAGACCGGUUUCCAGUACGAUGUGGUCAGCUGUCUGAACCUGCUGGACCGCUGUGAUGAUCCUCUGAAUCUCCUUCUGGACAUCAGGAGGUCGCUCGUUCCCAACACAGGUCGACUUGUCCUGGCCGCUGUGCUGCCUUUCCAGCCAUACGUGGAAGUCGGUGGAAGAUGGCAGCGUCCCAAAGAGCACCUUAAAAUCAAAGGAAAAACGUGGGAGGAGCAAGUCACCAACCUGACCAAUGAGGUUUUCCGCAGGGCGGGGUUUGAGGUGGAGGCGGUGACGCGGUUGCCGUAUCUUUGUGAAGGAGACAUGUACAAUGAUUACUACGUCCUGGAUGAUGCUGUUUUUGUCCUGAAGGCCACUGAGGAGAUCUCAGUGUCCGUUUACUAAACUCCAGACUUUAUUCUCGUCUGUGAUCAUCUCCAGCUUCAUCCUCGGUGUUUCUGACAUGUUUAGAAAUGUGAAGCUCAGGUACUGUAGCUCCAACAUUUACCAGCCAUCAUGUGUGACAGUGAUACCUCAACCUUAAAGCAAAAAAAAAAAAACAGCGCAAUGGCAGUUUGCCUUUAAGAAAAAUCUAGCAAAGAUCAAAUCCCUAAGACAUAUCAACAUGUUGUAGAUGUUUGUACUGUGAUGUUAUUUGUGGGCAGUGUUUACUGUGAGUGUUUCAUCAUAAUACUCCAGUGUGGAUGGAGGUAAUCAUGCCUGAUUAUGCUUUAAUUUUUUUAUUAUCUUAUGCAAAAGGCAGUGUACGAUUCAGACCUUUUUUAGUUGCUCUUGUUUGCUCUGUGUUUCAUUUUGUAAGUGAUGACAAAAUUAAUGAGGCCUUCUUGAAGCAAUCGCAGAUGAUAAACGGUUGUUGCUGAGCAUUUAUAUAUUUUUUGCCACCUGUAGGAAAUUUACAGGCUUUAAACUUCACAUAGACACAUUCUAACAUUAGGGAUGUGCCAAUACACUGAAGUCAGAGCACUAAACAUAUCCAGAUACUUGGCUCAUGAUAAUUUUAUGGUUGUAUAACUAAGGCAUAUGUCCGUAGACACCCUUUUUGUAACCUUUCAAAUUUGAUGGAUUGUCCAGAUUCCAUGUCUGUCAUCAGGCAGAUCUAGCUUGAGCAAGAGUUUAAUCUACCAACUGGCUCCACUGAUAGUAAAAAAUCCUGGAUUGACUCGAUUCCUCAACUGCUUUGAUUGGCCUGUAAUGAUUGUGACAGUUUGCCCAAUCACCCUUUGUUGUUUUCAAGUUUCUGUCCUCCCCAAACAUGGUCUAAUGGGUGUUGCCCAGAUAGAUGUUUAAUAUAUUCCAUAUCUAUGCCAUGGUUUGUGAAACAGUCUAUCUGGCAUCUCUGGUUACAUUUUUGGUGCCCAAACUUCAGCUUUUGUUGUGCUUGCAGUGCUCUCCGUUGAAAAUGGUUUAACUUUUGAAACGUUGAAUGAUCAAUUUCCUCUUACUGACCGAUCAAAUUCAAGAAAAGAUGGGAUUUUUGAUACCAGCUUUGUCAACAGCAAUGGUGGCAAGAAACAAAUCUGACUCGUCUUUUUUCCAGGGUCAGGUUUCCUGAUACACUGCUGUAGAUCUUUGGUGCUCCCCACAGGGAUGCCUGCACCCCAGGUUGGGAAACAGCUUUACAUUGUUGGAUGUUUUCUCUGUGAUACUUCCUUGGAUAAAGUAAAAUGUUUUAAGUGCCUAGUGCUAUUUUAAAAAUGAUCAUACGGAUAAUACAGAGAAAUGUAGAGCUGUAGAAAUGUCAAUAAGAAACAUUCUGCAACUUAAGUUGUGGGUGCUGCCAGUUCUAAAAAGCGCUGUCUGUGGACGUGGUCGAUAGUCAUGAAAAAUUAACAUUGAGCAGGAGAAGCUAGAAACAGCUUUAGCACCCUCUGCUGGUUAGAAAAGAGCACUGCAGCUUGUUUUUCUGUCAGAUUAAUUUAAAUUGUCCAUAUUUUAUGUUGAAUUUUGCAUUGUGAGAUGUCAUUACAGCCCUACACUUUAUAUGCAGGUUUAAAAUUAUAUAGCUUUGCACAGUAAUGAGACCUUCUGACAACAAGCUCAGAUAAAGUUAGUUAAACCAAUGAUAAAUACACAGUUAAAGCUGUUUUCAUGUUUUUGCAGGGGGGGGGGGGGUGUUAAACAUAUAGCUGGCAGACUACCAUAAUGUAGGUGUAUGUGGAUGUAACAAUACACUUAAUUCAAGAUACUGAUAUGACAUUACCGUAAUUUUUCACAUUUUUUUAAAUUUUCAGAUAAGGAUUAAAAUCCAUUUAUGAAAAAUAUUCCUUUUUCUUGAUUAUCGGGAGAUGAAAAUGCUGAAUAUCUUUUUUAUUUGUCAUUACCUUUUUUCUUCAGCGACUUACAAUGAACAAAAAAAAACUACAAGUAGAUGUAGCACCCUCUGCUGGUUAGAAAAGAGCAAAGCAACAUAUAUUUUUGUCAAGUAAAUUAUUAUCAUCCAUAUGUGUUUUGUUUUUGAUUGCCUCUGGAGACAUUACGACAACCCUAUAUUUGAUUUAACCAUUCUUGAAAGUUUGGUUUUGCUUCUUGAAACUCAGUUUAACUUUAGUUUCUAUAAGUGGUGGCAGAAAAUGCAGCCUUCAUAAGCAGGCAUGGGUAGUUAAUGAUAGAGUUAUUAUUGUAGCAAAAACAGAUUUUAUCAAAUUUUUUAAAACUGUGUUUAUAUGAAUUUUGACCUAUCUGAGGGAAAAUAACAAGUUUAGGAAGAUAUCAUUGCUACACUGUAACACCAGGGACAUAAUGACUGAGAUACGGCGUUUACAGUAUGAUUAAUUAUGAUCUUGAAAUACUUCUAUCAAGAAUUGAGUCUAAGUCAAUUCAUGAAUGAACAUUAUGCUUUAAUCAAUUUUUGAAUACAUUGAAAAUGAAAAAUAUUCCAUACCUCUUAUUUUCUUAUACUUUUUAAGCUGCAGAUGUCAAACAAGCCAAAUAUAAAUAGCACCUUCUGCUGGCUAAAAAGAGUAUUGCAAUGUUUAGUUUUGUCUUAUGGAUUUUGAUUGUCCAUAUUUUUAUCAAUUAUUAAUUGUAUGCAAGGUAUUGUUACAUCCUUUUUUAAAAUCUGCAUUAUUUUUCCUCUUCAGGUAAAUUUAAGUGCUUGAGAACAUAUCACCAACAUAUUAUUACUCAUUUAGCUGCUAAAAUUCAGCCUUAUGCUUCAGUUUUAUCUUUCUUCCUUAAAAGUUCUUAUCUGUGCUGUGGCUGAAUAAGCCUUAUCUUAGUACUGUAAGAUUUAAAACAAUGAUAAAGUAUUGACUCGUAGACAAAUAAAUGCUGCAGAUUCAGAAGUUACGCAGUAAAAUUUAUCUACAACAUGCUAACACUAGCAUUUGUGAGCUCCUGGGAGGACCAGGUUAAGGCAAACUGUAGCAUGGAGAUCCAUAAGUGUACUGAACUGAGGGCGUCUGGAUUUUGUUGCUUUUGAUUCCAACUUUAUGUUUGUAAGCAAGUGAUUUCAGUAUUUUUCAUGCUAUUUAAAUUUUGUGAACCUCUGAUGUAAUUGCACAAUUAAUUUUUCAGAGUGUGCCAUAAAUGAGACAUUAUUUGUAUUGAAAGAGAUAAAUGGUGGUCUUGAAUAAAAACAUUACAAUAU